Closterium sp. NIES-65 is the source of this 3333-nucleotide messenger RNA. Lineage: Eukaryota; Viridiplantae; Streptophyta; Zygnematophyceae; Desmidiales; Closteriaceae. The record is from the annotation of a GenBank genome assembly.
AUGGUGCUCGGGCGGCUGAAGGCGGCUGACGUAUUGUCAAGCCCAACAGGCAGAUGUUUACCCUCUCUCCCCUCUCUCCCGCGCUAUUCCCCUCUGCCCCCUUUCCCCCUCAACCCCCUCUUCCCCACCCCCCCAUCCCCCCUUUCCCCCCCUUCCUUCUUCUACUCCCUAUUUCCCCCCUUUCCCCCCCUUCCUUCUUCUACUCCCCAUCUCCCCCCUCUUCUCCCGGCAAUCAGGGUUCUCGACUCUCCGAAGCUCCCCAAGAUCCACGUGCGCGCUAAUUACAUCAUGGUGUUCGGUCGCCUGACGGCGGGCGAGCCGGAUAAGCACUUCGCGGGACGCGUGACGUUCACGCUGUUCCAGAACUUCAUGGGCGGCCGCAAGCCGUACCAACUCAAAUAUCAGAGCCCGGCGGAUAAAGGCAAUCCGCGCGACUUGGGGCACAAGACGUUCGCCGUGGUGGGCGGGCAAGUGAGGUUGUACGGCAUGCCGGGCGGCAGCAACACGCCCUCGUGGGUGCGCCUCACUGAAACGGCCAACCCGGGCGCGCGGGCAAUCUACGUGGAUACGGACGUGACGCGCUGGGCACCCGGGAUGACGAUCGCGCUGGCGUCCACGUCAGCAGAUCUCAACGACGCGGAGCACCACGCCAUCGCGUCCGUUUCCGUCGUCACGCCCGCGUCAGCACCCGGGAAAAGCGACGGGCGGUACCGGAUAAAUUUAAAGACGGCGCUUAAGAAGCGGCACGAGGGCGUGGAGAUUUCGGACGGGGUGGGAGGGACGGUGGGGAUUUACGGAGAGGUCGCGCUGUUAGACCGCCACAUCGUGAUCACCGGGAACGACGAGGCCGCGCCGCAUCAAUACGACGGUGGCAACUUCAUGGUUUAUAUGACUCCAACAGCCCAAGAAAUCGUGGGCGUGCAAUUCCGUGCCCUGGGAAAGCAGGGGACACUGGGUAAAUACCCCUUGCAUUUCCAUGUGUGCGGGCAAGAGGGGCAGAACCACGUGGUGCGAAAAAACGCAAUCGUUUUCACGAAGCAGCGAUGCAUGGUGAUUCACGCGACGGGUAACAUGACAAUAGAGGAAAACGUUUCGUACGAAACGAAGGGCCACUGCUACCUGCUGGAGGAGGGGUCGGAAAUGCGAAAUGUGUUUCGGCGGAACCUUGGGAUCAACGCGAGGAAGGUCACCCAAGUCAUCCCACCAGCAAGUUCCAACCGGCUGGAUUUCCAAACCGACAAGCAGCCGACGAUUUUCUGGCUCGCCACUCCCUUCAGCAGCUUUAUUGACAAUGUUGCCGCUGGUUCUGAGGAUUCAGGGUUCUGGCUGGAGGCCAAUCCAUACAUGCGGGGUCUGUCGAGGCUGCUGCCUCAGAUUGGCUCAACAGUGCCCUUCUAUUACAACUGGGGCACGUGGGACGGCAACCACGCCCACUCCAACCUCAUUGGAUUCCGCACCUACCCCCAUGGGUCCCGGCCCAAAUACCCGUCAACCACCCAGAAUCCCCGCGUCUCCCUUAAGAACUUCCUCAUUUACCGCAACAAGGCAGGCAUCUUCUUUUUCAACAGCGAGCGGCUGAUAGUGGAGAACGGGGUGUUUCUGGACAAUGGAAUCGGCAUCGACUUAAGCCGCAAUGCCGGCGUGCAAGCCAAGGGCUGCCGCUUCAUCGGCCGCUCCUCCUCUGCCUGCCCGACAUCCUCCUCCAAAGGCGUAACGACUCUUGCUGACACAGCAGCAGGCUCUGACGUCCCAGCCGGCCCCACCACUCUAUGGGAGCCUUUCACUCUGCAAGCCUCCCUAGGCCCCCUCGACCCCUACUUCGACCCAUCGGGGAGCAGCGGCAGCGGCAGCGGCAGCGGCAGCAACAAAGGGAGCUACUCAGCGCCGGCUUAUACCAAUAAGAGGGAUCCUUAUAACAAGGCGUUUCAGGAUCCGGUGGAUGGGGGGGUAGGAGAUGGGAGUGUUGACCCGCUGGUGGCUUUGGACGAGAAGGUGGGGACGUUCGAGGCGCCGGUGGGAAUCACACUGAGUCAGAGCAACCCCCAGGACAACCUGUUUCCCAACGGCAUACAAGACACCUCCUUCCACCGCUUUGGCACGUGCAGCAGCAACAGUUUUGGCAUCGCUCUUGUGGCAAAUAAGGCUGGCGGGUACUGGAACACUGCCAUGUUCGUUAAGGGCUUGUCCUUUGGCUCAGGGACUAAGAAGUUUUGGGCCACACCCAAUCCAUCCUCUGGCCCACCACCCCGGGGAGGUCUGCUGGCACGCUUCUACGCCAUCCGCGAUCUCGACGGGUCGCUGCUCGGCCAAUCAGGCUACGCCGUUGCCAACUACGACCCCAUCCUGCCGCCUGCCGCCGUCCGGGCGGCAAAGUGCGACUUCAAGAGUGCCUUUUCGGCGUAUUCCUGCACUUCUGUCUGCUACCGGUCGGUCGGGCUUCAAUACGAAGAGUCCGGGGUUGGAUCGAAGGGGACGACAGCUAGCCCGAGUGCUGUUAGCCGGCCCUACUCCUACUUGAAAAUCACCCGAACAGACGAUGGGACGGUGUUUUACGCAUACGGAACCGAGAAUGAUGACCCUAAUGCCGGACCAGCGGGCCCAGGGAAAAAGAAUCGCUACUUAACUGCAUCGCUUUUAGCCGGGUACACUUACAGGAUAGAGGUGGUUCCGGCAGAUACUAACAGUAACUUUUACCCGAGUAAAAUGCAGCUAAACGUGUUCGAUUGGCAGGGGUGUUCCGGCGCGGUUUCCCUAAUCAUCGACUCGCCGAAGUCGAGUAGCAAAUGGACGGCAAACGCCCCCACAGUGCCGUGCUCUUUAGUGGAUGCGACGAGGGUUUAUAAGGAGUACGCGUGCGGGGGAGGGAAGGCGAGGCUGCAACUGGAUAUUGGGGCGACCAGCAGCGGCAGGGGGCUGGUUUCAAUGGAACUGGAGCAAGGCGUCAGCACUGCUUGCUCCUCCGACUCUGCUUGUUCAGCCAGCACGUCGUCUCUGCCGCCCCUGUCAGUCUCGCCGUUAGGUGGCACAGAGUCGUCCUUUUCCGCUGUGGACCCUACCUCUAGUACCGGGGUUGCUUAUAGCGAGGAUGGGGGUGAUGAUGACUACAGCGAGAAUGAAUUCACCGCACGGAACCUUACGAACACCACUGGAGGUAGUAGCAUCGGUGAGUCUCCACCACCCCCCCCUCCUGUGGCAGUACCAGCAGAACCAGCAGUACCAGCAUCAGUACAGGCAGCAGGAGAGAGAGAACCAGCUAGGGAGCUGUUUGGCAGGCUGCUACUGAGGAAGGUUGCUCCUGCGCCGGCCCCGUCCCCACCUCCCCGUCGGCACUAG